Molecule: messenger RNA, 1510 nt
Organism: Corythoichthys intestinalis (scribbled pipefish)
Lineage: Eukaryota; Metazoa; Chordata; Actinopteri; Syngnathiformes; Syngnathidae
Gene: ndr2
Product: nodal-related 2
Exons: 3
Coding region: 1-1224 (407 amino acids)
Cellular component (GO): extracellular region
Molecular function (GO): cytokine activity; growth factor activity
Source: RefSeq, a predicted model, not a curated record
AUGCCCCUGAGAUGGUGGCGAAAAUUGGUGUUAUUGCUCUCGAGAGCCGACAUGCGCUCAUUGCGAGCCUCCCUGCUGUUGCCUCUCGUCCUCAUCCUCCACCAUCACCACCGGGGAGUCCACCUGCAGUACGCCCGCGACGGAGCUCGGCUGCACGGCCUGCGUGAGCGCGGAGGAGCCGCUGUCUCCGUCGCAGGUGGAGGAAUCGGGCACCACCUGCCCACCUACAUGGUGCACCUCUACCGCAACUUCAAGUCCAACGCUUCGGAUGCGGCGGAGCAAGAGUUAAAGGGGCGAGCGGACACUGUGAGGAGUUUAAUGGCGAAAGAUUUGGUGCGCAGACACGGGCGCUGGGCAGCAACAUUUGACCUUCAUGGUCUUCUGUCCGACAAGCAGAUCCAAGCAGCGGAAUUGAGAAUCCGGCUACCCCUGAGCGCUCUUGACGUGUCAGUGGCGGUGUACCACCAGCACGGGCCCGAGUGCCACCCGGUGUCGGAUAUCUGCCGCGAAGGGCCACAGCAGGUUGGCUUCAUGGGCCCGUCCUCGCUGGUAUCAUCCACCCACAGCUGGAGGGUCUUCAACAUGACGGGCCCGCUACUUGCCUGGCUACGGGAAAAGUCCAUUGUCAGGGUACGACGCAAACGGGUCACCAGGAGGAAGAGCGGUGAGGUGGCGCUUCUCGGGUUGGACUCAAUGAGCGAGCGAGCCUUGCUAGUCAUCUUCUCACAUACGGAUUCAGAUCAGAACCCCAAAGCCAAGGCCAGUUUGCUUCACACAGCUGAGCGCUCUAAGUUCUUGAGCACGGCUGAGACCAGGAGACCUGCACGCGGGCCCUCUAAGAGGCGCAGGAGCAAACGUGGUCAGAGGGAACAGGGCGGGAAAACCCGGGCACCCAGAAGAGAAGAUGACGAGUCUCUGUGCCGCAGAGUGGAUCUUCAUGUGGAUUUUAACCUGAUCGGAUGGGGGUCUUGGAUCAUCUUCCCCAAAAAAUACAACGCUUACCGCUGCGAAGGAUCCUGCCCGGGACCCUUGGGCGCCCACCUCAACCCAACCAAUCAUGCUUAUAUGCAGAGUUUACUCAAGCAUUACCAAGCUGACAGAGUGGCCUCGCCAUGCUGCGCCCCAACCAGGAUGAGCCCGCUGAGCAUGCUUUACUACGAGAACGGAGAGAUGCUCCUGCGGCAUCACGAGGACAUGAUGGUAGAUGAGUGCGGCUGCCAAUGAGCACAGCAGCGGAAGCAGACUUUGAAAAAAGAAAAAAACAACACUUAAAAAAAGAGGGAGCUCUUUUGUUGCUAUGCACUGUUUGUUAAUCUGUAAAUUAUUGUAUAUUUAUUGUAAAUAUUAUAAACAGCCAUAUUUAUGUAUGUAUAUUUUUGGAAAGAUGUUGUGUUAUGUCACAUUGGUAACAUAUUGCUGCUAUGUAGUUGUCUUUUAUUUAAGGGUUUUUUUUUUUUUUCUUUUUUCUUUUUCUAAAGCAUAAGCACCAGGUUACUUCCAGGUGGCAGAA